Acytostelium subglobosum LB1 is the source of this 4089-nucleotide messenger RNA. RefSeq lists its product as hypothetical. Gene Ontology annotation, biological process: microtubule-based movement. Lineage: Eukaryota; Evosea; Eumycetozoa; Acytosteliales; Acytosteliaceae. The record is from RefSeq and is a predicted model, not a curated record. Gene Ontology annotation, cellular component: nucleus; kinesin complex; microtubule. Gene Ontology annotation, molecular function: microtubule motor activity; ATP hydrolysis activity; microtubule binding. The transcript has 4 exons. The coding region runs from base 1 to 4089 and encodes 1362 amino acids.
AUGACAUCAUUGUACAAGCGGAACAAUGAUAUACAAGAGUCUCCCUUGGUCAAAAAGAGACAGAUGGCUGAUGAUCUUUCCAUAACAUCACCAGCAAUAAAUAGAAUAUCAGCCAUUACAACACCAGCUCAGAAGAAGAAGCUGGCGCAACAACAACAACAGCAACAGCAGCAGUCACCAACAACUCCUCGCCAAUCAACUUUGAACACAACACUUAAUACUACAUUAAAUACAACAGUGACCAAGCUACGUAAUAGACCAGACGACUCGAUCGAGCCCAUCAAGGUAUACCUGCGUAUCAGACCUCUGUCAAACGAUGAGACCAAGGCAAAGGAGCAGAACUGCUUUGCCGCGCUCACCCCCACCUCGGUCAACUUCCGCUCGUCCUCCGCCAGCAAAGACAAGUCCAGCACCAACAGCAACAAUAACAACAACAAUGAGUCUGCCGACAGCAAGUUCACAUUCACUCAAGUGUUCAAUACUACUGCAUCCCAGCCACAUAUAUUUAACAAUGUAUCCUACCCACUACUUCAGUCAUUCCUGAAUGGCCACAACAUACUCUUGCUUGCUUAUGGAGUGACCAAUGCUGGAAAGACCUUCACAAUAACUGGAUCCCAGAGACAACCUGGUGUAGUACCUCGCGCACUAAAGUUGUUAUUCAAGACUAUUCCAAGACAUUUGAUCAAACAGAAUAGGUUCGACGACGAGGGCAACAAGAUAGAGUCGGACAAUGACGACGACGAGUGGGACGGAGACGACCCCAACACGGACACGUCGGCAGAGUAUGCCGACUCUAUGUAUGAUGACGACGACAAUGAGUUUGACGACGAUACCCCGAUGGACGAGAACAAUGAGCAGUCUGCCAACGGCGCCACGCCCAACAAGCGCGAGCCCAUCACCAUGACCGAGGGCUACAAGUACCGCAUCUGGAUGUCCUACUACGAGAUCUACAAGGAUCAGAUCUACGACUUGCUCGUGGACACGCCCACAAAGCUCAAGAGCCAUCUGAAGCUCGAGUCAUCGGCCACCGAGGCCGUCUCAAUCAAGGGACUCGAGGAGCACCGCGUCGGCUGCAUCGAGGAAGCCUACGACAUCAUUGAGAAGGGCAUGUCAGCGCGUCGCGUUGGCGGCACCAAGCUGAACAAGGGCAGCAGCCGCAGUCACGCCGUGCUCACCAUCAAACUGUUUGCCACGCCACUCGGCGUCAGCAAGAAGCACCUGACCGAGGCAGACAUCCGCCUCAGCAAACUGACCAUUGUCGAUCUUGCUGGCAGCGAGCGUUCCAAGCGCACGGACACCAACGGUGAGCGUUUCAAGGAGGCCACCAACAUCAACUCUUCGCUGCUGACGCUGGGCCGUUGCAUGGAGGCGCUUCGCCUGAACAAACUGCGCACGGCCAGCCAGCAAGCUGUAGUGCCACCGUGGCGCGAGUCCAAGCUGACGCGUAUCUGCCAGGAGUACUUUGUCAACAGCGGCAAGGCGGCCAUGAUCGUCAACGUCAGUCCAACGCUCAGCGACUCGGACGAGACACUCAACGUGCUCAAGUUCUCUGCCGUGGCCAAGGAGAUCACCACACAGUCCAAGAUCAACAUGGGCAAGCCUACAAUCUCCGCCGCCGCUGCUGCCGCUGCCGCAAAGAGUUCAGCAAUCAAGAAGCGCAAGCCACAGGACGAAGCAGAAGAUGACUCAUCGUUUGAUCGUACGAACAAACGCCUAAACUUGGGUGGUCCGCUACUCAAUCUCAACCCGGGCCUUAACUGCAUCGACUAUGUGGCCAUGAACAAGAACCAGUUGCUGGACCAGAUACACGCCUUCCACGAGAAGUUGUGCGCCGCUGAGAUCAAGGCCGCACAGAUGGAGACCAGUAUCCGCGAGCAGGUCGGACAGGAAGCCGCCAUGGCCUUCCAAAACAUGGAAGCUUCAUUCAAGACACGUUUGGUGCGCGAGGCCAAGCUGAUGGAGCAGACACUGCAGUCCAAGCUCAGCCUGCACAACAGACUCAACAAUGUCCAGAUCAAGGAGGACACGUCCAAGCGCGACCAAGAGUUCAACGCCAAGAUUGAGUCGAUGCGCGCUGAGAAGGACGAGCUGAUGGGCCGUCUGGAGCAGGCGAUCGCCGACUCGGAGCAGAACAAGAAGCACAAGGACGAGAACCUGAUGAAGAUCCUCAGCCUCAAGAACAGCAAGCGUGAGCUCGAGACCGAGAAGAACAACCUGAUCGCCGAGCUGCUCAACUUCCAGACCAAGGGCUCGCUGCUACAGGAGCAGCACGACCUGGAGAUCGAAGAGAAGAAAGCCUCGAUGGAGAUUGAGCUGCAGCAGUACAAGGAGAAGAUCGCCGCCGAGAACAACGUGCUACAGGGUCAGCUGCUUCAGGAGCGUCGCGAGAAACAGGCACUACAAGAUGAGCUUGCCAAGCUGCGUCAGCGCAUGGACGACUCGUCAUUCCUCAGCCAGUCCUUCAACGACCAGCUCAAGGAGAAGGACAGCAUGAAGCAUCACAGCCUGGUCAACCAGCUGACGCCAUUCAAGAACAUGAAGAAUGUGACACCGGCCAAGGCGCGCAUCUACGGUGCCAAGGUGGCCCUGAUCAACGAUGGCAACGACCACAGAACUCUGUACAAGGGCGAUAUCGAGAAGUCGGUCAGCGGCAACGGCUACUCAGUGCGCUUCACCGACACUGAGAUCAUCCCCGGCAGCAGCAACAGUCUGUUGGGCAACUCUAGCCCCGCACGCACAAACACUGUCACUGGCACGCCCACCACCAUGUCGACCGUGUCCCAGUGGACACCUGAUCGCUGCGUCACUGACCAAUCGAUCGAUGGCAGUCUGCUCAUGCAGGCCAUGGACGACGAGGACAUUGACUAUGAGAUCGCCCAGAUCCAGAUGGACGAAUGGCAAGAGAUAGACAUCAGCGAGAAGGAUGACGCUUCGAUCAAGUCCUCCAAGAGCUCGUCAAAGUCCAAGAAGAUCCUGAUGAAGACCAAGGACAUGCUGUCAGCCUCAAGCAAGGACCUGGCCUCAUCAGCCUCAUCAUUCCUACGCGACAAGGAGAGAGAGAAGGAAGUACGCGACAAAGAUCUGCGCGAGCGUGAGAAGGAGAAGGAGAAGGAGCGUGAGAGAGAACGCGAAAGAGAGAAGGAGCGUGAGCGUGAGAAGGAGAAGGAACGCGAGAGAGAGAAGGAACGUGAGAAGGAGCGUGAGAAAGAGCGUGAGAAGGAGCGCGAAAGAGAGAGAAAGGCUGAGAAGGAGAGACUCAAGGAGCGUGAGAAGGAACGCGAGAAGAUGGAGAAAGAAAAGGACAAGAAGUCACUCUCGUCCAAGGGUAGCCGCAGCGACUCCAAGCCAAAGGAGCCCGAGAAGAAGAUCAAACUGCUCUCCAAGGUGCUGCCAAUAUCGUCCUCAUCCUCCAAGAAGACUACCACCACCGUGGCGCCAACAGUGUCUUCAUCCGCCAAGUCCACAUCGUCAUCUUCUCAAGUCAAGACCAAGUCCAGACCCACACCAAUCAUCAUCGAUGAUGAUCACUCAAUACCUGCGUCAAUGUCCAGCCCAUCGCACCACCCAAUGUCGCCAAUCAAGUCGACCUCGUCACCACAACUGGCCAUCUCGCCGCCCACCUCACCAAUCGGUGCCGCCAAGAACAGCAAGCUCACCUACACCCUGUCCAGCCCAUCGCGCCUCAACAAGACAUCGUCGGCCAUGUCCAUCAACCAGACUGCUAGCAACACUGCCUCAUCAUCCACCAGCAGCUCGUCCACCUCGUCGUCAUCCUCCUCCUCACUGCUGGCCGACAACAAGUCGUACUCAAAGCGCAAGCUGGCGCCCAAGAUCCAGCAACGCCUGUCGUCCAGCUCAGAUGACGAGAGCGACGUGCAGGUCUCCAAACCCAAGACGUUGGUGUCCAAGACAUCGGCCAUAUUUAAGCAGCCCGCCAAGACACCGGCCAUCACGCCAAUCAAGACAAAGGUCUUGAGCAGCAAGGCACCUGAGCCUCUGGGCACUGCGCCGGCCACACCUCGUUCAACUCUAACUCAACUUCGUCCACGUAAUAUGCUCAAACAAAAGAUCAAGUUUGAAAUAGCAUAG